GGUGCUGCCGGAGCCCCCCCAGGCUCAGCUCCCCCCCCCCACCCCCCAGGGACCAUGCGAAGGAGCCGGACGGCGCUGCCCUUCCUGAGUGCGGAGCGCUGUCGCGACGCCGCCGAGGCCGCCCCGUCGGGACCUGGACCGGGGCCGGUGUCGGGCGCCGUUCGCCGCCGUUUCUCCGGGACCCCGCUGCUGCCGCCGCUGGGCUGCCGGGGGGCAGAGCCCGAGGCCCCCCGCGUGGUGUUCACCAUCGAGGAGAGCGGCCCCAGCAGCGGCGACGAGGCCGAGCCCCCCCGGUAAGAACGCGGCGGGAGGCGGCUCCGGUACCGGGGGGUGGCCGAGGUCAGCUCCGCGCCUCCAGCGGGGCCGGGGAGGU
This is a messenger RNA of Oxyura jamaicensis (ruddy duck), 373 nucleotides long. Its product is annotated as cAMP-specific 3',5'-cyclic phosphodiesterase 4C-like. NCBI's taxonomy places the organism in Eukaryota, Metazoa, Chordata, Aves, Anseriformes, Anatidae. The transcript is spliced from 2 exons. The coding region runs from base 55 to 297 and encodes 80 amino acids. The record is from RefSeq and is a predicted model, not a curated record.